Molecule: messenger RNA, 385 nt
Organism: Dioscorea cayenensis subsp. rotundata (Guinea yam)
Lineage: Eukaryota; Viridiplantae; Streptophyta; Magnoliopsida; Dioscoreales; Dioscoreaceae
Exons: 3
Source: RefSeq, a predicted model, not a curated record
GAUUCCCCGCCGGUUCUUCAGCGCAUCAAUGGCGGCACUCGUGUUGCCGCCCUCGCCGUUGCCGGCGAGCUCCUUCGCCCGCGCUAGAUUCACUGCUCCUCUUUGUCGUGCCGCCGUCCCCCUCCCUCCCCGAAGGAGUUCCCUUAGCACGCGCCUUCAAUCGAGUAUUGCGAAUGGUGAUCUUAGCACUGGCUCGGAGGAGCAGUCUGAGAUCAUUUUUGUGGGUACUGGAACAAGUGAAGGAAUUCCUCGAGUGAGCUGCCUCACUGACCCUUCUAAAGCAUGUGAGGUUUGCUUGAAAGCUGCUCAGCCUGGCAACAAGAAUCGGAGGCGCAAUACGAGCAUCCUUGUUCGAUAUGUCAGUUCAUUGGGAAGAUUUAACAUU